CCUUAACAUUAGUAUCAUCUCUCCAGGCACCCUGUUGUCAGCUGCUUAACUUUAAACACAUGAAAACAUGGUUUUAUCACCAUCUCAUAACUUUCAAACAUUUUGUCCUCUCCUCUUAUUCUUCAUAUUCUCCCUUAGUAUUACCUCCUGUAGUGAAUUGACCCGGCAAUUCUGGCCAAAAUUCUGGGAAUGUGACGAUACAAAGGGAAAUUUUACGCAAAACAGCACUUACGAUUUAAACCUUGCUACUGCAUUUUCCAACUUCACUUCCCUAUCCUCUUCGCACCUAUUCUCCAACUUGACGAUCGGCGGCUCCCAUGACGAUGUUACAGACAUAGUCUACGCCCUCUAUGACUGCCGGAACGAUCUUACCUUCGAAAAAUGCCACGGCUGCGUCGAGGAUGCCACCAGGAAUGCUUUAGAUCUUUGCUAUCGCCACCCCAAAGAGGGCAUAGUUAUAUAUGAGGAAUGCAUGUUACGGUAUGCCAACCGCAUGAUCUUCUCCAACAUGGAGCUGCGCCCCAACUAUACAAACUGUGCUGGAGUUAAGCUCCUCCUAGACGGCGGCCAAAUCGAAGGGGGAGUGAGGAGAAACCUCGACUCGCUGAUCGACGAAGCUACCUCGGAAAGUUCAUCUUCGAGGAACUUUGCAGUUAAGAAUGGGAGUUACAUAGCACAAAGAGAAUUUUACUUUUUGGUGCAAUGUACUCCUGAUCUUAGUAGGGCGCAAUGCAAGGAGUGUUUGACGGAUGCAUUAAAUUUCACGGUCGAAUCAUGUGCGAGUGAUAGCCGAUUAUGGGGACAAAUUAAAAGGCCAAGUUGCCAGAUGAGAUAUGAUGUUGAACCUUUUUUUAAUGUGUCGUCAGACGGCCUUAUUCCACCCACGCCUUCUCCUCCGCAUAUUUCUCGUCAACCCUUGGUUGCUAUCGGAAAGCUUUAUUUCUAUCUUUUUGUAUUUAUCUUUUCAUUAUUGUAAGACUACUUUAUUUGUAUUUGAAUAUUUGUAAGAUGUAAAAAAGA
Beta vulgaris subsp. vulgaris (sugar beet) is the source of this 1020-nucleotide messenger RNA. Its product is annotated as cysteine-rich receptor-like protein kinase 10. Lineage: Eukaryota; Viridiplantae; Streptophyta; Magnoliopsida; Caryophyllales; Amaranthaceae. Bases 68 to 976 code for a protein of 302 amino acids. The record is from RefSeq and is a predicted model, not a curated record. The transcript is spliced from 2 exons.